Molecule: messenger RNA, 6995 nt
Organism: Dama dama (fallow deer)
Lineage: Eukaryota; Metazoa; Chordata; Mammalia; Artiodactyla; Cervidae
Gene: DPF3
Product: double PHD fingers 3
Exons: 12
Coding region: 99-1268 (389 amino acids)
Cellular component (GO): nucleus
Source: RefSeq, a predicted model, not a curated record
GCGACUGUCAUUCACAACCCCCUGAAAGCGUGAAACCUCAGCAUAUUCAGAACUUGCUACAUUCCUCUGCAAAACCUUCUCCUGGACUCCCCACCUGGAUGAGCAGCGGCCGCAUCUUCCAAGUCAGCGGAGCUGGAAGUCACCUUGGACUCCUGUCUGUCAGGCUCGGGGACCAGUUCUACAAGGAAGCCAUUGAACACUGCCGGAGUUACAACUCCCGCCUGUGCGCAGAGCGCAGCGUGCGCCUGCCGUUCCUGGACUCGCAGACCGGGGUGGCCCAGAACAACUGCUACAUCUGGAUGGAGAAGAGGCAUCGGGGCCCAGGCCUUGCCCCGGGCCAGCUGUACACAUAUCCUGCCCGCUGCUGGCGUAAGAAGAGACGAUUGCACCCACCUGAGGAUCCGAAACUGCGGCUGCUGGAAAUAAAACCUGAAGUGGAGCUGCCCCUGAAGAAGGAUGGGUUCACCUCAGAAAGCACCACCCUGGAAGCCUUGCUCCGCGGUGAGGGGGUGGAGAAGAAGGUGGACGCCAGGGAGGAGGAGAACAUCCAGGAAAUACAGAGGGUUUUAGAAAAUGAUGAAAAUGUAGAAGAAGGAAAUGAAGAAGAGGAUUUAGAAGAGGAUAUUCCCAAGCGGAAGAAUCGGACCAGAGGACGGGCCCGUGGCUCCGCAGGUGGCAGGAGGAGGCACGACGCCGCCUCGCAGGAAGACCAUGACAAGCCUUACGUCUGUGACAUCUGCGGCAAGCGCUAUAAGAACCGGCCGGGACUUAGCUACCACUACGCUCACACUCACCUGGCCAGCGAGGAGGGGGAUGAGGCCCAAGACCAGGAGACCCGGUCCCCACCCAACCACAGAAACGAGAACCACAGACCCCAGAAAGGACCAGAUGGGACAGUCAUUCCCAAUAACUACUGUGACUUCUGCUUGGGGGGCUCCAACAUGAACAAGAAGAGUGGGAGGCCGGAGGAGCUGGUAUCCUGUGCAGACUGUGGACGCUCUGGUCACCCCACCUGCCUGCAGUUCACCCUGAACAUGACCGAGGCUGUCAAGACCUACAAGUGGCAGUGCAUAGAAUGCAAGUCCUGCAUCCUCUGUGGGACCUCGGAGAAUGAUGACCAGCUACUCUUCUGUGAUGACUGUGACCGUGGUUACCACAUGUACUGUUUAAAUCCCCCCGUGGCUGAGCCCCCAGAAGGGAGCUGGAGCUGCCACUUAUGCUGGGAACUGCUCAAAGAAAAAGCCUCAGCCUUUGGCUGCCAGGCCUAGGGUCCCCAGACACACAUAGAAGGUGACUUGCCGCUGGAGAGGCUGAAGCAGAGCCCAGUUCAAACCUGAUCGAGCCCCUACUCCCGUAUAUCCAGACAGACCAACUGUAAGGAGGAACGUCAAUCAGUAACCACAGAGCACGUGGAUACAGGGCAUCAAGGGGCGAGGUGUCUGCUUACCUCCUACAUGCAGGUUUCCGUUCUUCAGCCAGCCCCCCACCCCUUGUUUCUGCCAGAAAGAUGGUAAACUUUUGAAAAAUGACCCCAGCCACAGCCCUGUGGACCCUCCCUCACAUUUAUCCUAGCACCGUGGCCCUCUCACUGGUUCCCCAUUUUAAGGUCCCGUUUUGUGACCACCCAUCCCAUCAUUCCUGUGUGGUUUGGUGUUUCGUAUUAUCUAUCGUGUUCCAAGAAACUUUCACACAGCCUCCCUGCCCUCAGCUUCGUCUUUCCAUCCCGAACUCAGCAGAGGAACAAAGGGCUGCAGAGAAGUUUUUAUUUAUUACAAGCCUCCCUGGAAACUUCUAGACUCGGGACCAGGAGGCCAUCUAGAUGGUGAAGCUCUGAAAUCUCUCCUGGUACCUCCGUCUCUUUGAAGAAGAACUUUUUGCUGCUUUCUGCACCCACCCCCAGCAGAUAUCCAGUGAUAUCACUGACAGCCGAGGGUGGGGGGUCUCUAGAUGGUGCUGGGGAGGAAGGGGGUGGCCAUGAGAGGUGGGCGCAAAUGCUAUGAAGGUAAUUCCGAGGCCCCGUCAGAGCCAGUCAGUAUUUGCUGUCCAUCAGGAAUGGCUUUGCAAGGGACCAGACUGUCAGAGCUGGGGCAUCCUUUAGGAGAGACAGGCCACAGCGUGGGCGGAGCUCUGGAGAGGUCAAGACUCUGCUUUCCAUUCGGUCUGUGUCUGGAGCUUUCCCUGGUGGACCAAGAACCGGGAAGGUGAGUGAAGGCUGCCAGGUCAAGAAUCUGAAUAUUGGUCCCGAGGACUGCAGCUCCGAGUAUUGCAACCCUUCAGUAUUGACGGGACACCACGUAUCGCUUUUCCCAAGUAACUCCUUCCUUUCGCAUCAUGUACGUUUGCCAUUGUUUGCUGAGACCCGACUCUGGGAACUUCAGGAUGAGGGAGAAAUGAUUCCCUAAACAAAUAACUGGGAUGAUGUGAUUAUUUAUGACCAGGGUGACCAUCACUCAGAACCUUCAGCUUGAGGUCUGCUCUUGUCUCCGAAGUCCCCAGUCCACACUGGAUUCUUCCUUUGAAAAAAAAAAUGUGUUGAGGAGGAAGAGGUGGGGAGGCGCUCAGAUUCCGAGCAGUCUGUGUUGGAAGUCAGCCCCGUGGGCUGGAGUGGGCCAGGCCACCUUUGAACCUCCGCAGCAGUGGCGACAGGAGCAACACACAAUAAAUGACACAUUUCUGGAAAAAUCAUUUGCCCAAAGGGCAGGUCUCGGUGAACCGGACCCUCACACGUGCUCAGCUUCCUUGGAAUCAGCUCCAUCUCUGUGGUCCGGCUGCUUACAACAAAGGCCCAGGUUAUUUUUAGACCUUCAGCUUCUGAAAAAAGCCCCCCGGAGGCCUGGAGGCUCCAACCACUUGGGCCACCUCUGCCAGGCUGCGGCCUUCUCGCCAGGACUUGGCAAGAGCCCUCCUUCCUGGCUAAUUGCUCUUGGCCAGUGGACCUGGGGCAGCCUGGCCGGGAGCCAAGCUGUGUGGGUCUCUCUGCAGGGUGCCCUGUGGCCAGAGGUGGAGGUCAGCCUCCUGCAGGGGCCUGUGGCCUCAGAGGGAGUUACACAGGGACAUAAUGAUCUCGUUUGAAGGGCCGACCAGAUGGGAUUUCCACCUUCCUCUGGAGGGAUUUCCUUCCCCCUGUUGGUUGGUGCACCCGUUUUGGAUUCUGGAGGCCCAGGGAGGGUUUGGGAAGCUGCCGUGUGGUCACACCAUCAUCCGUUUACCCGAGAGGGUCACAUCGGAGGGCCAGAUUUCCUCCCCCCGACGGCCCUGGCUCUCUGUUCUCCCACAAAACCCAAAGUGGGCAUCCUCAAAGUCUGAUUAUUGGAUUUGAAAAAUCACUUUGAUUUAAUUUUAGGAAAAAAGUCGUCAAGCUGUUUGCAAAAUCCACAAAUGGCUUAAAAGCUUAAAAAAGCAAAUCUGAAACCAAACAGUGACCCUGCAUGUGACAGACUCUCUUCAGAGAGUGUUUCCCACCUCAACACAGUUGAUGGGUUGGGGAGAGGGGACUGUGUUUUUUCUCCAGACAUUCUGGCUGCCACAUAAGCUGUGAGGGUGUGAUUGAGUCUCGCAGACCAAGGAGGGUGCUGGAAUCUUCCACGGGGUGAGGGUGGCCAGGACUCUAAACUGAACAUCAGGAAGGUCCAGAAUUUCCUUUUCCAUUUCACUCCCUGCAGGAUAGACCUCAGUUUCCCCAUCUGGAAAAUGGGGACAGCAAAGCCGGCUGGUGAGAUGGCACUUGCAGGAUACUGCAAGCAAAAAUCACGGUCACACUGAUCACUUUCCAUACUGAAAAAAGGAAGGUGUUGGUCAACAACUGCUCUUUUUUUGAGCCCCCAGAAAAUGAGCUGGAAUCAUGGGUGCACGUGGAUGCUCAGGGGUUUUGUUUUAUCCCUGCCACUGAGUAGCUGUUUGACCUUGGGCAAAGCACUUAAUGUCUCUGAACCUCAGUUUGCCCAUCUGUGAAAUGGAGAUAAUACGUGUCCUGCCGGUCCCACAGUGAUAUCAGGAGUCUUAAAAGGCAUAAUGUUAUAUAAGUCAUCACUGGAGAGCUGGGCUUGUCAGGUAGGGACCCCCAAAAUGAUUUUCACACCCACUUUCUCGUGUGAGUUAGCCAAGGUUAGAUGCCUUCUUGGAAUUGCCGUUUUGACCAAAGGGGGUUUAUGUUUUAAGGAGCAGGCUGCCUGUAGUCAGGGUCACUAGGUCAAGCUGUGACAAGAAUAUCGUGACUGAGCAUGGAUCUGUGGUGGAAGGUGAGGCUGUACCCCGGGACUGGGGAUUUCAGAAGGAAGAUGCUCCUUCUACAAGGUCAGCGCAGCCUAGAACGGGGCUCUGCCUUCUGGGGAGGGCUGUUGUUCAGUUCAGUGUAACAGUUGCUUAAAAACUGAUUUUUAAAGCUCAGUUCUGCUAGUUUCUAGCAGAAAUGACUUGGGGAGAUGACUUAACCUCUCUGAGCCUCAUGUUCCACAUCUGAGAAGGCGGGGAUCUGGCCUAUCCAGCAGGGUUCUUUCAGGGACUAGAGGCAGUGUUGCUGAAGAUCCCGGCACGGGGCUUGGGUUCCUUGGUUGGGGGGCAGAGGGGGACCCCCACACUGUGGUAGCUCCUGUCAGUGUGCACAGAGGCCACCGUGUGGAGCUAAGAAUGCUGCUGCCUCCCAGCUCAAAGCCUGGGCACAGCCAGGGUGCCCUGGUUCAGCUUCACCCCGAUGCUGUGGCUCCCGCCCGCCAGAGGGGAGGUGCAGCUGCAGGGUCCAAGCUGGAAGUUGAAACCCUCUGUUUCCUGUAGGUAUUUUCGAAAUGCUUCCUUUGGGGCCUGCGGCAAAUCCAGGGCAGGCACCAGAGUGAAGAAAUAGAGAGACAAGGCCCCUGGUGGGAUGUUCACCUUCUGACGUUCCUCCUCAACCCGGCACUGAGUCAGAGCCCCUGAGGCGGGAGCCAGCCAGUCCCAAGGCGCCCCUGCUCCCGUCACUGCCCCGGAGCCAGGUAGGAGGCCUGCGCAGGCCUCGGGGGCAGCUGCUUCCCUGGACUUGGCUCAGUCUGUCUGCAACCAGGAUAGCAAGCCCAUGGGAGGGAGGCCAGAUUCCUUCGGAGCUGGGGAGGAGAGCAGGUUUAAGGUUGGGGGAGGGUUUGGCUUUCACAGUGAUGGUUUCAUGAUACCCUGGAGAGUUUACGCUCAUGGUGCAUUUUAGUCUUUGUGCUUUGAACACAGCAUGAUUCCUUUAUGCCCUUCCCUUUAAAAGUUCAGAUAUUUUAAGGAAGAAAAAUGAGAUGAUUAUUAUUACUCUUCCUAUAGGGGCAAAUUUAAGAGACAGAUCUAUGCUCUUGAAGAAAAAUUAUGGGCACCCUUAGGCUUCCAGACUCAGAGAAGAGGGGCCUCUGGUAUCUUCUUUGAGUCCUUGUGUAGGAGGUGAGGGGGGAGCUCCGAGGACCCCCUUCUCUGCCCCCUAGGAGGUUCUCAGUCUGAAUGCGGGUGCUGGGACCACGCCCCCGUUCCUUUCAGUCCCUGAAGCCCCAGGCUCCCCCCUGCCACCCACUGUGGGCCCCUGCUCAGGGCGCGCCUGUGUCCCAUCCCUAGGGAGACAUGGCCUCCUGGGUCAGAGCUGAGCUCACACGCCAGGUGAAGGUGCCCUGCUUGCCUCCUUUUCCGAGCUGGACAUCUGUGUCACCUAGAGUAGGCUCACGUCCCUGGAGAGGGAGGGAGGAAGGAGUGGAAAGGGUCAAAUAUUUUCACUUUAGGCAAAGUAAAAUGAAGAGAAUUGGGGCUGGGGGAGGGCCCUUGAGGAGGGGGCCAGAAACCUGGGUUUCCCUUAGGAAGAAAUCGUGCACUUAAAUAACUAGAAGGCAUGGGCAGAAAGAGAUGCUCUAACUCAUUUUUUUUCUCCCUAAAGGCCUAAGAUCCUGGUAACAGGUUUUUUAGCUUGUUUGUUUCCCCAAAGGCCGAACCUUUGUCAGUUCUGGACACCAAGCCAGCUCUACCUUUUUCGAGACACCCCUGGCCUCUGGCCCCCUGGGUUAGCAGAGGGGGUGCUUCAGAGACCAAAGCAGGCAGGAGUGAUGCCCUUCAUCCAGCUGGAGGUGGGAGGUACAGAGGGUCUCCUGGUUGAUAGUUGCAAAUUUCCCCAAUCCCACAGAAAAAGCAUCCUUUUGACGUUAGUGAGAUGAGCUGCUGAGGUCCUCCUGGUCUGGAGGGAAGGUGGGGGCAGGGCAGAGAAAGCGGUGGUGGCUAAGGCCAGGCUGGGUCACCUCCUGCCGCCCUGGGAGUGGAGGACUGCCAGGUGCUGCCUCUAGAGGGGUCAGGCCUGGGAGGCCCUCCCUGACCCGGUCCCCAAGCCCAGCCUGCCAGCAGCUGGGACCCCAAGAAACGGGGGACCUGACCAGGUCCCCUACCGCCCAGCAAGCUGAAUGGGGUUCCUCUUCCUCCUGUUGUCUGCUUCCCCUUUAGAGGAUCUUACUCCCACCCCCAAAAGGAUGCUUUUGGUUUUCCAGUUAGCCCAGUUCCCCCUAGACACCAGGUGAGUCCGGAAGAGGGUGGAAGCACAGAUGCUUUUGUUUGCCUCAGGCCUUCGGGUCUCCCCACCCAGCUCCAUGGCCCUGCAGAUUUCCCUGAGUCUACCUGGUCAGUGAUCAGAGGCGGGGCUCUGCAGUUAUCAGGGGGGUUACGACAUCCCCCUUCCCCCACUCCGCCAGUUCCUGAUCAUUCCCAGGGCGUGGGUAUCUGGUCUCAAUUCUCCAUGGCCACCAGCCCCGGGUGGAGAAAGAGCAGAGCAGGUGGGUUAGUUCAGGGUCUUCCAGGGGGCCCGAGGGGGCUUUGACCAUGGGGAGCUGGGCCCAGGAAACUGUCAGGGGGAGGGUCGUGGUUUCCCAGAAGGAACAGAGGCCCCCUGUGUGAGGGGAAAGCUUUGGAAGGGGGCAGGUUCCCAGAGGAGGCACUCUCCGGGCUCUCAGGGGGCCCUGCCCAUGUCCCCUCAGAUGGCUGAGACCUGAGGUAGCUCCCCAGGGUCCUGGGUGGGA